Messenger RNA from Haliaeetus leucocephalus (bald eagle), 633 nucleotides. Its product is annotated as cell death activator CIDE-3-like. The record is from RefSeq and is a predicted model, not a curated record. Lineage: Eukaryota; Metazoa; Chordata; Aves; Accipitriformes; Accipitridae. The transcript is spliced from 4 exons. Gene Ontology annotation, biological process: apoptotic process; regulation of apoptotic process. The coding region runs from base 91 to 621 and encodes 176 amino acids.
CACCUGGAGUGGAGAGGAGCUGGACAAGACAACCUCUGCCCAGGGCUGAAUCCUUCUUUCCUGGCAGGCUGGACUGUGCUCCUUGCAAAGAUGGAUUAUGCCAAGUCCUUGAGCCUGCGCUUGGCUGCCCCUGUCUCCAAAUGUGUCUCGGCAAGUGCCUCCAUGACCCAGCAGCUACUGUCGAGCCCGGCCCCGCGACCCCGACCCUACCGCGUCUGCAACUGGGACCGCAGCCUGCGCAAGGGCAUCAUGGCACAGAGCCUCACCGAGCUGCUGCGCCAGGCUCAGAGCGCCCUGCUCGCCCCGGGUCCCGUCUCACUGGUGCUGGAUGAGGAUGGCACCGCAGUGGAGACGGAGGCUUUCUUUCGGACACUGGAGGAGGGGACGGUGCUGAUGGCCCUGAGCAAGGGGCAGACAUGGGCUCCCUCCAAGACGCCUGGCUACCAGCUAAGCCUGUCCCGCAAGCCCCCUCGGAGGAUCGACGUUGCCUGCGUCACCUUCGACCUCUACAAGACCAGCCCGCGGGACCUGGGCUGCCUCAAUGUCAAAGCCACGCUCUACGGCACCUACAGCAUGUCCUACGACCUGCGCUGCUACGGGGCCAAGCGGCUGAUGAAGUGAGUGCUGGGGUGG